Molecule: messenger RNA, 2080 nt
Organism: Monomorium pharaonis (pharaoh ant)
Lineage: Eukaryota; Metazoa; Arthropoda; Insecta; Hymenoptera; Formicidae
Gene: Orc5
Product: origin recognition complex subunit 5
Exons: 1
Coding region: 238-1554 (438 amino acids)
Biological process (GO): DNA replication initiation; DNA replication
Cellular component (GO): nuclear origin of replication recognition complex; nucleus
Molecular function (GO): DNA replication origin binding
Source: RefSeq, a predicted model, not a curated record
UCAGGUUAGCACAUAAAUACAUGCUUAAAUUAUAACAAGAAUAAAAAUAUACGUGCUUGCGAUUUUCAUUAAUUUAAGCAUCAUUAGAAGUCUAUUGCAAGAGCGCUAAUAACUUGUCAGAGCUAUUGUCUACCUUCCUCUCUUUUUUUUGAUAAGUGUAACACUAUAUAAGCGAUAGAAACUAAACAUCAAUUGUAUUCUUAGUUCUUUUCUCUUGAAUAAUUUUAAGACGUAAUCAUGGAAAAGUAUUUAAAAAAGAUAAAGAAAAAGCAUAACAUUAUAUGCCGCGAGAAAAUUAUAGUACAGCUAUAUUCUUUGAUUGGCAUAGAGGAUGAACCGAUGCCAGAGAGCAUAUUUGUGUAUGGACAUAUGGCUACUGGAAAGUCAUUAAUUAUACAGAGCUUGCUCGAUUAUUUAAAGUAUAAUGUUAGCUACGUUAAUUGUAUAGAACAUUUAGGUAGUAAACACAUAUAUAAUUAUAUUCUGGAUGAUUUAGUCACAUCUACAAAGGAAUUGAGUGACGAUACGCAAUUGAAGCACAGCUGCGACAAUAUGAUGGAUUUUAUACUUACACUUAGGAAGAUUUUUUAUAAUGAUAAACGUCCAAUCGUGUUAGUAUUUGAUAAAUGUCAUAAGAUAAGACACUUUGAUGCCACCUUUUUGCCCGCAAUUUUAAGACUCAGAGAAUUGUCUGACAUUAAUAUAUGUACGAUUUUGAUAAGUGAAAUUGCGUGGGAUAAAUUUAACACUAAGAUAGGCGCAUUGAGACCUAUAAAGAUUUAUUUUCCGCAGUACACGAAGGAUGAAUUAGCCCAACUGCUACUAUUAAAUAAGCCAGUGGAUUACAACAUAGAUUUUUAUAAAAAUUAUUUGAAUCUCUUUCUCUCUGUAUUUUUCCGAUUUUGUAGGGACCUAAACGAACUUCGGCACAUGGCUAAAAUAAAUUUUGUUAAAUAUAUCGAACCCAUAGAAAGUAAACAAAUUGAACUAGAUAACGUUGUCGCGUUAUGGCGAAACAUAUCUGCUACUUUGAGAUCUAAUUUAGAAAUCAUUUAUCUUAGAGUUUCAACAGGCGAUUUUUUGCAACCCGAUCAUCAAAUGUCUCGGGAAAUCGAGUCGACGACGAAGCUAGCUUUGAGUUUUGAACUGCCGUUUUACGCGAAGUACAUGCUGAUCGCAGCUUAUCUAGCUUCGUAUAAUCCUGCUAAGUAUGACAAGCAUAUUUUUAUGAAGCAGAGUAGUAAGAGACGAAAAAAGGUACGGUCGACGAAGAAAACGGGAGAAAACGCUCAAAAGAAGUCUCGAGUUUUUACUAUCUCAAGGAUGCUCGCGAUCUUCUGCGCUAUUCUCGAUGAAAAAGUAGACAUCAAUGCUAAUUUACUUGCGCAAAUAUCCACCAUGUGCCAGCUCGGUCUACUAUCUAUCGUCGGAGAUAAUGUCAUACAGUUGGACGAAACAAAAUUCAAGUGCUGCGCAAGUCACGAUUUUAUUGUCGUUGUAGCUAAGACAAUUGGCUUUGAUAUAAAAAAUUACUUGAGUGUGAAUACGUAUUGAAUAUACUUCAUAUAUGCACAAUUCAUUAUGUUCAUUUUUAGUUAUAGUUUCUUGCGUGUGUCUCCUAGUAACUUUACAUAAUUCUUUGUAUGAAGACUUUUUAAUUAUAAUAAUAGAAAAAAACUUAUAUAUAUUUAUGUUAAAAUAAUAUUUGGCAUUUUUAUGUAUUAGUCUUAGAGUGCUACUUAUGUUUUUCUUAUAUUAACAUUACUCUGACUGAAAACUCAUCCACAACAUUUAGAAUUUUUUAAAUACUCUUUUUUAUUUUAUAAAUUGGAAGAUAUUAGAAUAAUUGAACUAACAUUAUGUAAUGUAAACAAAAAUAUUUGAUUAAAUGUUAUUAAGCUAUCAAAAUUUUAAUAACAGAAACUGUAACUUGAAUUAAACUUGAGUGAAAAUUUCUUUACAAGCACUCUAGAGUUAAUAUAAUAAUUUAUAUAUCAGAUAUGAAAUAAGUUUAGAAUAUGAAACACAAUUUUGUGUGUAAUUGAUAUAAUUUGUUUUUUUAUUAAAAGUUUUGUAAGCA